AUGCAGUACAAAGCUUUUGCCGCCCUUUUCUUCGCCGCUACGGCCCUGGCUGCCCCUGCCACGGACAGCAGCUCCGAUGAUUACUCCGACCUUUACGAUACCAGCUCCGGUGAUGACUCUUUCGACCUUGAUGAUGUCCCUACCUCCAUCCUGGCUGUCCUGGCAACCGCCAUUCCAGACUCAUUCUACAGCGACCUCAUGGACGACUCUUCUCGUUCCUCUAUCGUCAGUGCCGCUGCAGCCGGUACCUACCCUGCUUGGUACAACUCUCUGCCCAGCAGCGUGAAGGCCUGGGCCACCUCCAACUUCGAUGAUGAGAUUGCCGGUGCCUCCUCAACCAUCGACAGCUUUUCCACCCAGACUGGCUCUGCCAGCAACUCUGUGACCGCAACUGGCUCCAGCACUGCCGUUGAAACCGGCUCCGGCUCUGCUUCCAGCAGCUCCGAUGCCAGCAGCGCUGCUGGUGUCACCACCACCUCUGGCCAGACCUCCAGUGCUGCUCAGUCUACUUCCUCCUCGGACUCCAGCUCCGACUCUUCCAGCUCUGCCUCGGCUUCUGCUUCCCCUACCGAGUCCACCGGCGGUGCCCCUGCGGCUACCGGUGGUGUUGCCAUGGGUGUUGCCGGUGCUGCCGGUAUGUUGGCUCUGGCCCUCGCUCUGUAG
This is a messenger RNA of Penicillium salamii, 663 nucleotides long. Lineage: Eukaryota; Fungi; Ascomycota; Eurotiomycetes; Eurotiales; Aspergillaceae. The record is from the annotation of a GenBank genome assembly.